AUCUACCACCUGCGCAAGAGUAAUCUGCGAUGCUCCAUACCUACUCCUUGAAACCGAAGUAAAGACAGAGCCCAUCAACCUACUUUAACUAUCCGCUCCGUCUCUCCGGAAAACAGAACAGUGGUUUCAGAUUUCUUGUGUUUCUUUGUUCAGAAACGAUGACUCCGAUGGGAGUUCUGGGUGUGUUGUUCCUGCUUCUUGCUCUGUACUGCGGCAUAGACCCUUUCAAGCACAGUGCAAUUUCUGGGUUCCCUGACUUUAAGGCCUACUAUGUCGACAUGCCUCCAUUGUCCUCGGUUCCUAAGGAGAAAGACACUCAAAACUUGCUCCAGAAAUCUCAGAUUAUGUUCUUGAACCAGAUUCAGGGUCCUGAAAGCGUGGCCUUUGACCCUCUUGGGCGAGGACCCUAUACUGGGAUUGCUGAUGGCCGAGUUGUGUUCUGGGAUGGUGAGAAAUGGAAGGAUUUUGCUUAUACUUCCAGCAAUAGGUCAGAGCUAUGUGACCCAAAGCCAUCACCUUUGAGUUACCUGCCAAAUGAGCACAUCUGUGGCAGGCCUUUGGGCCUCCGGUUUGACAAGAGAACUGGUGAUUUAUACAUUGCAGAUGCAUAUUUAGGGUUGUUGAAGGUUGGGCCAGAAGGUGGAUUGGCAACUCCACUUGUAACUGAGGCAGAUGGGGUGCCACUGAGGUUUACCAAUGACCUUGACAUUGAUGACGAAGGGAACAUCUACUUCACGGAUAGCAGCAGCAACUACCAGAGAAGGAACUUCAUGCAGCUGGUUUUCUCAGCAGACAAUAGUGGGAGGGUUCUGAAGUAUGACCCGAGCACCAAGGAAACAACUGCCCUUGUCCGAAAUCUCCAAUUUCCUAAUGGAAUUUCUCUAAGCAAGGAUGGAUCUUUCUUUGUUUUUUGUGAAGGAGUUGUUGGCAGAUUACGCAAGUAUUGGUUAAAAGGUGAGAAAGCAGGGACUUCAGAGGUAUUGGCCAUCCUCCCUGGAUUUCCUGACAAUGUCCGGACUAACAAAGACGGUGAUUUCUGGGUAGCAAUCCACUGUCGACGUUCCAUGUACACUCACAUCAUGUCAAUAUACCCUAAAUUCAGGGCAUUCAUGCUCAGGCUCCCCAUUCCAACAAAAGUUCAAUAUCUACUUCAGAUAGGAGGUAACCUUCAUGCGGUUGUUGUCAAAUACAGCGCGGAGGGAAAGCUUUUGCAGAUUUUGGAAGACAGUGAGGGGAAGGUUGUUAAGGCUGUUAGUGAAGUCGAAGAGAAGGACGGGAAGCUGUGGAUGGGAAGUGUUCUAAUGCCUUUCGUUGCAGUGUACAACUUUGCUUGAAGUUCAGAAUGAAGAACAAAAGCACUGUUGUCUCCUUUUUUCAAGCAUUCCCCCUCUCCACUCCCCCCCCCCUCUCCCUUAAAUUAGAACUUUGUAUCAAGGACAUGGCAUUAGGUUACUCUGAAAUUUGUCAACUCUUCCGGCUGUUUCAAGCAUUUUC
Messenger RNA from Rubroshorea leprosula, 1494 nucleotides. The record is from the annotation of a GenBank genome assembly. NCBI's taxonomy places the organism in Eukaryota, Viridiplantae, Streptophyta, Magnoliopsida, Malvales, Dipterocarpaceae.